UUUUCAAAAUAGUUCUGUUUGUUUAAUUCUGAAAAGGUUUCGUGUAAAACAGGGACCAGUGGCUUUUGAUUUGACGAUCAUAAACGUUUAUCGUCUUCACACGAACCGACUGCUCUCUCCCUUUAGUUCGCAAGGGUAUUGAAAAUAGGUCGAUAUCCUACAUGCUUAAAACCUUCCAGAUCAUUUGUUCUCUCUAUUGAAACGAAUGUUCAAAGCCCAAUUGCAUGUAAUUUAUUGUUUUCUUGGAAAGAUUUCAUUUGUAAAGUCCCACCUUAGUAAAAUUUCAAGACUGGAUUUCAAGUGAGCUAUUUCCUUUCAUUGCCCCUGAAUACCAAAUGGAUUUAUGAAUAAAUAUGUAGUGAGAAUGUAAACAGACACUCAUUUUUAAAGCUACAGUUAAUUAGAAUAGUGAAUUCCAAACUUAAAGCAAGGUUCAUUAAUAGUAUGUAUCAGAGUUCUCUCAAUUCCAGUUGGACAAUGCUUCAAUAGUAUUUAAAAUGAUAGUGACACAAUAAAACUUACAAUACCUUGUCAGGUAUCGCGCAGCCAUUGGGCUAGCAGGGGCUAUAGCCCCCCCCCCACUUUUUUGCAAUAAAAGGUUAUGAAAAUUUUUAGAAAGUUUUCUCGAACGCAACUUUGGGAAGUUUACUCUAACGGAUCCUUAGUAGUAGUAGUUCAUCGUUGCUGAGAACCCUUUUUGUUCAUUCUCUUGAUGGCUUACCUUGUUAAAUCUAUUUUUAUAGUAAUGGGUAUCUUCUCUGAAUCGGACUGUUUAUAAAAAUAAGUUAAGAGGAGCAAGCAUUUUCUAAAAGGGGCAUUUUUCUCGGUCAUGCUCUUUUCAGCCCAACCCACUUUUAGAAUGGUGCACGAUGCCUGUACCUUGUCCCACGCGCCUUAACCUUGCUGAUUGAGCCAAGGGAUGUAAAUAGCGUACUAAAUUUCCUUGAAAAAAAAACCAAAUGGUUUCCAAAAAAGGUGCACGAAAUUUAAAUAAAGUGACUCGCCCCCUGGAAUGACCAUCCUUUCUGCUUUGCUGCUAUGUUUCAUUUGAACUUGUCUUUUAUUGAUGGUACAAAGAAUGUUACAUUCGAACUAACAAUUUGAUUUUGAUUCCGAAUAUCUUACUGGUCAGGAAUAACGAAAUCUGUAAUUAAUUUAUACACGAGUACACUCACUUUUUUUAUAAGAAACUGGCUACAAGAAACGAGUACUGGACAAUCAGAAAAAAAUUGAGAAACUCCAGUACUCGAAGCAAAAAAUUAAGAAACUUUUAAAUCGUGAUAAAACUGAGAACAACAAAACUUUGAAAAUCAACAAUAUGAUUGCCCUGUUGGCCUAGUACUUAAGACACAAGAGAAAAAAUAUACUUCCCACAUCUAAAUACAGCAUCAGAAUGGAAGCGAAUCUCUUGACGUGAUAAAAAAAGGUCACGAAAAUUUCAUAACAUCAUAAUUAAGAAACUCUUAAGAAACAAUGGGUAUUGAAAUUUUCAAAACAUUAAGAAACUGGAAUACUCAACAUCGACCUUUGUUUCUUAUAAAAAAAUGAAUGUAUAUAGAAUAAACAAGUAAGGGUGGAGUGGUGCCUGUCAACACAUGAGUGGAAUGGUCGUUUUAAUGAGCAUCGGUAGUGUAGCCAGUAUAGAGACGAAGAUGUAUUUGGAUUGAUACAGGAAGUUGAUAAAGAUAGAGAUGAUACAGAAAGAAUUACCAUUAUGAUAAUUAGUGUCCAGUUUGGUCUAUAGGAUUACGAUGUGUCAGUUACCAGAAAAACCCUAGUCAAAUAUACAUUCUAUUCUCCAUGAAAGUUGAAAUUCAACACUCAAUAGUGGUUUUUUUCUUAAAAUAACUUUUCAAGCACCUUUCAACCAUUGUUCUUUUCCACAAGAUUUUGCAAGUUUGGCCAUGGUUGGUUUGUCUGAUAAUUUCACCAGAUAAUAAUAACAUUUACUUAAAUAACCAGAAAAUAACGGCUCUUGAGUUAACUUAGAAUACCACGUAUAUGCUUUGAAUCAAGAUCAUCACGAAAACAAAACUGGGGAAUUCAACUUAACUUACAUUUAAUCGUUUUAAGCCUAAAGAUAGGAAUCGCCUAUCUUCGUUUGAAAGGAGGGGUCUACAGCACAGGGUAGCCUAAUGAAGGAAGAUCUGUUUCCUCGGUUAUAUAAUUAGCAAAUAAAGUAAAUAAUUAGUCAAGGGUUUUCGGCUCAGUAGGCAGGGGCAGCUUAUUAUUGAAAACACAAAAAUUUCAGUAUCAUUUUGGGGACAUGUAUACCAAUUUUCAGGUGAAAAUAAUUUCAUUAGGAAAUUUGAAAUUUCUGCCCGCCCUAGAACAUUAGCUCUACUUCUUAUUGGUGGAUGUAUUUACAUGAAGGCAAGCACAUGGGAUAUGUGUGUAUGUGAAUAUUGUUGGAAAAGUUUGGUAUAUCAUAUACAUUGGUAAACAUAGGUAUGCAGAACAUGACAGUUCUAAGUUGUUACUCCGCGUGCAGACUCGGAAAUUUAAAAGAGGAGAGAAAGUAGAGUCUGCGCAACAGACCCGCUUCGCAGACUCUGGACUCUACUUUUUCUCCUAUUUUCAAUUUUGUCAACAGAGUGCACGCAGGCUACGCUUAAUGCGAUAAUCAGGCAACAGUUUACAGCUCUGCCUGUACGGCAUCGAGCACUUCAUUACCAACCGGUAAAACAGGAAUAUUCAAUCUAUAUCAUAUGUUUAAAAUCCAAUUUCAUGUAUGUGCAAUCGUCAUUUUGCACUGUUGCUACUGUAACCUCAUGAUAAGACACAAUUAAAAUGGCUUACCCACUUUUUUCGGCAAAACCCCCCUUGAGCACAAUAGCUAGCGACAGACCUUGAUAAGAUUGUAGUUGAUUAUUUCAAAUUAUUUGUAAGAAAAAUUCUCAAGCACAAAACAAUUCCGUCUGCGGACUUCACAUCACAUCAAGGUUGCUAUAUAUGUAGUCUAUGAACUCUGUCCCAAGCACCCAUUUUGAGCGUGCGCGCAUUAUACGAUUAGUCCUUGCCUAGAUCGACCGCUUCGGAAUUUUGUUUUGGACCGACGGUAACCGCGUCAACUUUGAUCAACAAUGGCGGCUUUUGGAACUUUUACCCUGGAUCAAUCAGAACUAGAAUACAAAUGAGAGAUUUUUUACUAAGAACUCAACUUGGGAGAAAAAUGACGAGAUGCAAAAGCUCUUUUGUGGUCUCAAGACUCAAGACUUUUGAGACGCACUGCAACCAUGUUUUUGAAAGGUGGCUUUCACACGUGCGAAUGGUGCGACAGUCCAAUCCGCUUUUAUAAAAGGAAGAAAUAUCUGAAAUCACUGCCAAAAUUACUUAGAACACCCAACACUUUGCGCCGUGUUUCUUUCGUUUGUUUUCUCAAAUACCUCCUCCUACCUCCGUUCCCCUUUCCCUCCAGAACAAUGUUGAAAGUAUAUAGAAAUAUCACACAAGCCACAAGAGAAAACGAACUCCAUUUGCGCCUAGGGCGAAAGGGGGUGACUGAAUUUGCCUAUGAAAACAGACGGUUAGUGUUCCAAGAAAGUGAUUAAAGCUCCGUUGGUCAUUCAGAAGUGUGAAGGGAGCCUUGUAUUAAUCUUUUCUGUUAGGUAAUAUUGAACAAAUUAUGGUUUGGUGACGAGCUAGGACAUGCUGUGAGUAAGCCAAGGUUUUAUCAUCAAUUGAUUCCAAAUCACGUAACAAUGGAGGAGAAAAUAGAAAUGCCUAGUUCAUCAAAAAUGAAUUUUUCGAAGUUAAGUUGAUGGGAUCAUAUGGUUACAGGUUUCAGGAAGAUUGUCCAUGCAAUUUCGUGCAGUAUGCUGAAAGGCAAAUCAUCACAUAAAUUUUUCAAGAGAUUUAAGAAAAAUUGCAUGUAAUUACUUCACACUAAGAUCCAUGACCUGCAGAAUAGAGGGUUAUAACUGAACUUUUGGGUUAUAAUAACAAAAAACUUUUUAUGGGCGUGACGACCUAUAUCCAUUGUCAAUAUUUGUCAACGAGUUCUUCACCAUUUUGAUUUGACAUUAUUUUGUACAAGCUUUUAAGAAUUAACAACUUGUGUCACAGAAGAAUAUUUUGAUGAAAAAUGAUCGUUGGGUUUCAAAAACAUUUUCAAAUUUGAUAAAAAUAUAUCGUCGACUUUUUCAAUUUUGGUCAAUGGUUUCGUGCAGAGCUGAUAUGGUGUGCCUAUAAAUAGACGUACACAAACAGAAAUUCAAGAUUCUAACGGUUGUUGAAAAGCACAGGAGAGCAAAAAUGGAUGCACAGACGAUCAAAUCAGUCAACUCGAUGCUAGCCCUUCAUUUUCCUCAUCGAAUUUUUGUUGGAUCACUAACAAGAGAAACAACUCCAGCUGAAAUUGCAGAGUUCUUCAGAAAUUUCGGAGUUGUCAUCGAGUCGAAGAUUAUUCUAGAUUCAAAUGGCUGUUCAAGAGGCUUUGGUUUCGUAUCAUUCGACUCAAAAGAUGCAGUUGCCAACGUUCUUAAGCAAGGGACCAUUUACUUGAAAGGUCGAAAAAUAACUAUCGCACCUGCAGUUAAGAAGCAUAACAUCCAAGAAACUUUACCUGCAGAUAUCAAGCCGACGAAAUAUUUCACUAAAAAAGGGACUGUGAAGCAGCUGCCACUGAUGCAAGAAGUUAGGCCUCUACCUGAUACUCCAAGGCAGGUGCCACUGCCUCAAGUUCCACAAUUGGCACCACCGUACAGUGUAAUACGACACCCCUCUCCUUGGCAUUUGGCACAAACAAAUGGAAUCUUCUACGGGAAUCCAGUUAGACCUUGUUUUUUCUUUAAUUAAUUUAUGGACACAUUAAUUACAAUAAUUAUUUACAUUGGGAUCAAUAUCAAUCAAAUUAUAUUAGGAAUCAUAAAAAACGUUAGCUUUUUUCCUGAUUUGAGAUCUUUAAAAUUCUUGAAGCAGUGGAAAUAAGCGUUCAAGAAUUUUGAUGGAAAUCCUAACCAUCUGCGACAAAGAAAAUACAUUGGCCUCCAUAUUUUGGUCAACCAGUGGAUCCAAGUAAUUUUGAUAACAAGUUGAUUUAUUAUCUUGCUAAUACAUUUUAGCAAGAGUUAGGUAGCCAGAUAAUGGAUUAGGUUUUGAAAUGAAGAAAAAUAAACAAUGACUGCACAAACAAACUCAGAGGUGGGGAAGCUCGAGUUGACAGCAUUAUUUGUCUAAAAACAUAUUCUUGAAGAAUGCGUUUUGUAGUAAGGGUGUGAUCAUGGGUGUGGUCACGGGCGUGGCCUCUUGAAUCUGUCUACAGCACACCCCCUCCUCUUCUCCUCUCUUAGGACGGCACCCUUGCUGACAGCCCAAAUACCACUAGAUACCUAUACAAAUAGGCAGAGACUGGACCAACAAGUUUCACAAAAAAUUAAGCCUAUUGGCUUGGAAAGAAAAACUUUUGAAGGAAACCUCUGUUGCUUAAAAACUAUUGAAAAUGGUCGAGGAAGGUUUCUGAUAGUGUUUGAAUAUGACAAACAGCCAUAAUAAAGCUUGAUAUUUGUACAAAAAUCAAAAGUUCGGAUCAACAAAUUUUGAGAAAAUUAAAGCCUAUAGGCUUGGCAGAAACCCUAUCUUGAAGGAAACUUUUCUUGUAUGAAAGCUUUCGAAAAUGUUUAAUAAAGGCUGCUAAUGGCUUUUGAAGCUGAUAGACAGUACAAAUACAACUGUAUUCACCUGUGAAAAUAGGUUAAAAAUUGGACUGAAAAAAUUUAAAGAAUAUGUAAGAAGCUUUGAAAAACUUCAUUUUAAUGUUUAAAAUCUGUUGAAAACGGAUAAUUAGGCUUUAAAAAGCGUUUGAUUGCGAUUAAUGGUCCAAAUACCGCUAGAUACCUGUCGAAAUAGGCAAAGAUUGGAUCAAGUUUUUGUGAAAAUGUAAGCAUAUAUGCUCAGGAAAUAUUUUCAUUUUUUAAUAAAAACUUUAUUUGCUUAAAAAGUUUUGAAAAAAAGUUAAGGAAGGACUUUGAUAGUGUUUGGAUGUGUUUCUCAGUCAAAACACCAACAGAUACAUGUAAAAAUAGAAAAAUAUUAAACCAGCUGUUUUUGAUGAAAUUGUAAGCCUAUAGUCCUGAUAGUCUUGGAAAAAGUACCAAUCUUGAAGAAAGGUUUUGUUGCCUAAAAACUGUUGAAAGCUGUUAGUAAAGGCUUUUUAUAGCAUGUGACGUUGAUUGCCAGUCCAAAACAACUAGAAUCCUACGAAAAUAGGCAAAUAUGGUAAAACAAAUUGUCAUCAAAAUGUAAUUCUACGGCUUGAAAAAUAUUUCAUUUUUAAAGGAAAGAUUUUUGUUCAGUGAUUCUUGAAAAUAGUUGAAGAAGGUUUUUAGUAGUAUUUGAAUGUGUUUCUCAGUCCGAAAACCAGCAGAUACAUGAAAAAAUAGGAAAAGAUUAAGCCAGCUAUCGCCAGAAUCCGUCCAGGGAAGACAAUUUUUGUGGUUCGUGAGAUGAAAAAUGUCAUAUUAUCGUUUUUUUUGUUGGCAAGGGUAGUUUUCAAAGGGGUCACAAAUAUUGAAUGAAACAUAUCGAUUUGAUAUUAGCUUGUCUACUGUCUAAUGUCCGUUGUCACGAACUCAUCCUGCUUAAAGACAGGACAGCAGAAUCAUCGAGCUUUGCUUUUAGGGACUAGACGAAAGUUAACAAACACAACAAAGGUGAAUCUUACCGGGUGCACUCAUGGCAGUUGAAUAGGGAAUACGGUUGUCCCUAUUUUGUCCUGUCUCAUUUGCUAGUGUGGCGGGGGCGGUGGGGGUGGGGGUGGGGGUGGCUAUAUUGGAUAAAUUGGUGUUUACGUAUAUAUAUAUUUGAACGGUCUGAGCUAAAAGGCCGAUGAUAAACGUUGAUUGGUAGAUAGUUCUGUUUUUUCUUCCUAGGAUGACUUCUCCUAACCCUGAGUGACAUCUUUCUUUGUUUAAGUUGGUUUUUCCAGUUUCCCCUUUUGUACUUACGAUUGUAAUAGUCUUAUCUAUUGUUGCAAACUCUCUCAAUAUGUAAAAGAGAGAUUUGUAACUGUAGUGUUGUUGAACUUGAAUGAAAGUUUUCCAUCAUUAUCAUUAUAAUUUUAUUACAACUAUCAUAUUCUUUUUCUUACUACCUUUUGGCCCUUUAAAGAAAAGUUUGAAGGACCUGGCCUCCAAAAAGGUUGCCCACCCCUGCUCUACUCCCUCUAUUCUUCAAAUAAACCCUGUCUGUUCUACCAAAUAUUCCCAUAUCCAAUAUGUUCAAAAAGUCGAAGGAAUUCUAAAUGCCUUUUUGAAUAGAGUACCAAAGUGUGACGUCAUCAAAAAAUCAAUUUUUAGAAUUUCUUAAAUUUGGCCACAUAAUCUGAAAGAACAGCAUAAAAUACAAUAUGCAAAAUUAGUUAGAUGACAUGUUCCAAAUUGGGCGAGAUAUGACCAACGAAAGAUUUCAAGUUUGCUAACGGAUUACUGUUAUUCUGGCCUGGUUCAUAAAUUUAAGAACCAAUAUCAAAUUACAGAGGUUUGAUGGGGCUAGAGCCUGUGCUCAUGUGGCCAUAUCUUUACCAAUUCGUAGUGUCUUUAACUGAUUGUUUAUAUAUAGAGGUAUAUUAUGAUGCUCUUUCAGGUUCUGAGAUCAGAAUUCAGAAAUUCUAAAAUUUAGUCCGUUUUUUAUAACAAUGCCGUUGCUGGAAAAAAAGUUCUAUUUCCAUGAGCCUUGUCACGAAUACCACCAAUUCAUCAGAAACACGUAAAAGCAAAUGAAGCUUUUGUCCAAUGCCAAUGGAGCAUGGGAAGUCAAAGAAUUAUAAAGCAUGGGAUGGGAAGUCAAAGAAUUUAUGUUGCCAGUGUGCAACGUAAUUCCAAAUGAAUUCAUUCAUUGGGUUCGGUGACAAGUUGUGAUUUUUACAAAAAUAAAAAUAAAACUUCCGAAAAAGAAGAGAGAAGAAAAGAGAGUUAGUACAUGAAGUCGGGAUCUUUCUGCCUUUGGCCCUUUCUGCUACGGCUGGAUCUUCGUGGCUCUUCUUUUUGGGCCUGCCUCCAGAGUGCCCGGUCCUGGGCGUCCUUCGCUGUGCAGUUUUUCUGCGCCAUGUUUUUCUGCGACAAUUCCAAAUGAAUAAUGUUAGAUACCCCAUAAUCCAUUUAAGUCCUAGAGACGGACUCUUGCAGAAACUUUCGAGGACAACUGGUUUUUAAAAACAUCAUGCCUGUCAAAAUGCUAUUUGAAAUUCGAAAAUAGCAGCGAACGACAAAAACGAAGUACUAUUGAUUAAUCACUUGUCACGACUGGAUAUAACGAGACAAUGUUAAAUUGGUUGGAUGACUUAUUUUGAUGAGUCCGCACGUAGAAGAAAGAAAGAAAAAAGCUUACUAUAAUGGUAGAGAAGGGACAUCGAUCGAUGAUUGCCUAAAUUUUCCAUUAAACGACAAACGUGCUGUUUUCAACCAGUGCGAUCUUUUUUAACGUGCAGAGGACACGGAGCCAGAGAGAUGCAAACUGUUUGUGCAGUGUGUAACGUGAUUUCUACUGACCAUGGGCUCCGACAAAGGUUGAAAAGUUGGGGGGGGGCCAAGGGAAAAUUUAACACCCAUAACAAAAGAAUUUGAAUAAAACUCUAUUGUUUUGCAAAAAUGUGGGGGCCAAGGCCCCCCUGGCCCCCCUUCGUCGGAGGCCCUGCUGACUGACUAUUAUUUACAAAAGUGCGUAUUGAUAUAGAAAACUAGUAAAUUUAAUUAAGCGUUAUACAAAGGAGAGGAUGUGCUUGAUGGCUAACAAUGGUGUGAUUGAUUAGGAUAAAAUGAAGUGUAAUAAGCGUAAAGAAAGAGGAAUGUAGAAUUGCGUAGGUAUGUAGAAAAAGCAAUAAUGGAUUGUGUAAAAUGGCCUAAAUUGAAUCACUACAGAACCAUCAAAGAGUUUAAGCCAUAGAAAUAGGAUCAUCAUCAUCAUUCUAUCUGGCAACCCUUGAACAACGUUCAAACAUGCCCAGCCUCCGAUGCAAUGUAAGAAGAAAAAAUAAUGUUUUUCAGCUAAACAACCGAGCUACUAUCAUCAAGAUUAUGCAAAACAUCUAUUUAUUUGUCUUAGGAACAAUUUGUAGUUUGUAGAUGUAGAAAUAUCAACAUUUAUAUACAAAAAGCACUAAGUACAUCUCAGCCUCAACUUUUCAAAAAAUUAAGAACACCGAGACUCGGAAGAAAUUGAGGGGAAAUUCACCCUUGCAAACAGCAAACGAGAUUUCUAUGAAAAAAGGAUUUCCAGGGAUUUUCAGAUAAAAGAAUACUUGCCCUUCGGAAAAAUUAUAUGGUUCUUAUGAAUAAGAAUGCAUAGUUGAAGAGAUACUCUGAUAAUUUCUCUUGUAAAAUUGGCAACAAUUGUUAUAAGCUUGUCGUUUUUACAAGGACAAUUGGAUUCAAUGUAUAUAAAGUGAAACUGAAAGAGAUAUUUAUUUUAGUCAAUUUUUCAUGAAUUCGCGUAGUAUAUUUGUUAUUUCAUAUACCUUGUAAAUCGUAGGUAACUUUGGACUGAAUAGCGGCAUUUUCAAUUCAGCCAUGUAGCUGCAGGGGCGGCACGGGGGCUGUGCCCCCUAAAUGAAAAUUUUGACAACAGCUUGCCCUCUUUGGCUACAGUUUUUCCAAAUGAUAUUUUGAAAAUUUGGCAUAUUUCUAAAUUCAUGACCUUGAUUUUGUCCAAAUAUAUCUGUUUGUUGCAUAUCUGUUUUCUUAUUUUAAAGCCUGCCCCCCUCAGGUAUUUUAAAGCCUGCCCCCCUUAUUUUAA
This is a messenger RNA of Rhopilema esculentum, 9729 nucleotides long. RefSeq lists its product as uncharacterized. The record is from RefSeq and is a predicted model, not a curated record. NCBI's taxonomy places the organism in Eukaryota, Metazoa, Cnidaria, Scyphozoa, Rhizostomeae, Rhizostomatidae. Gene Ontology annotation, molecular function: RNA binding.